Brienomyrus brachyistius is the source of this 2050-nucleotide messenger RNA. RefSeq lists its product as uncharacterized. The record is from RefSeq and is a predicted model, not a curated record. The transcript is spliced from 2 exons. NCBI's taxonomy places the organism in Eukaryota, Metazoa, Chordata, Actinopteri, Osteoglossiformes, Mormyridae. The coding region runs from base 175 to 1176 and encodes 333 amino acids.
UUGUCAUCGUGACGGCUCGUCACAUGUCACGUGACAGCCCUAUCCUAGGGACUGCCCUGAACAUGCCGCAGCACAUCCUGCCGACUUCGUAUAUACGCGUUCGCUCCGCAGACCUUCAGCCGGCAGGACCCACUCUGCUUGUUCUCCCAUCCCAGGCUUUUGACCCAGACAAAAAUGCAGAAAAACAAAACAAGAAGGCAAAACAAGAGCAACUGCACAGGUUCGACUGGUUCCUCAGCAGGACCAGCCAUAAAAACAUCCCAGUCUGUACCCUCGAAGACCUCGGGGGGUAGCAGAGAACAAGUCAGGCAGGAGGAAGGAGAAGCAGAUAAGUUGAGCCAUCAGCGGGGAGCAGCAGGUGCAGCUCGAACCCCCAGCCAGAGCUCCAAGAAGGGAGAAGGUUCUGUUCCCCCGCUGCCCGAGCCAGAGGAUGUGGUUCUGGGCGUGACGCUGAAGCAGACUGAGCUGGAGGCCGUGGAGAAGCUGACGCGGGGACAAAGAAACAACCCCAAGUGGUUUGCUUGGCGUAAGAACCGCAUCACGGCCUCCAUCGCGCAUCGUGUCUCCCACAGCCGCUUCGUCUCUGGGAGCAGUCAGACCCCACCUGCCUCCUACCUGGCCUCCAUCGUUGGGGACGGCCCUCAUGUGAUGACACGGGCCAUGGCCUGGGGUGUGAAUAAGGAAUCGGUGGCAGCUCGGAGGUACCAGAAGCUGAAGAGUGAGGAGCUGCGCCGGGCCGUCUCUGUCCGGGACUGCGGCCUGUUCAUCCACCCGCAGAAAUCCUGGCUGGCAGCCAGCCCCGAUGGUAUUGUGGAGAUCCCGCAGAUCAGUGAGCGCCUCCUGCUGGAGAUCAAGUGUCCAUUCAAGCACCGGGAGAACACGGUGGCACAGGCCUGCCGGGAGGACCGCAGCUUCUGCCUGAAGCUGGCGGACGGGCCGUGCCCCUACCAGCUGAAGCAAGAGCACAGCUACUACACACAGGUGCAGUGCCAGAUGGCCGUGGUGGGCAUCCACAAGGCCGACUUUGUGGUGUACACUCAGCGCGAGACAGCUAUAGUGCCCGUGACCUUUGACCCUCACUUCUGGGCAUCUGUGGAGGACAAGCUGGAGAUGUUCUACAUGAAGGCUGUGGUGCCACAUGUGCGGGUGAACCCGGCCUUCCAGCGCGAGCUGUAGAGCCGUGGGACGAUUAAGGAAUUAACAAAACGAUUAAUUCAUAAGUCAGUGAAACCACACCCUUCACUGACAUUUCAACAAACAGUGCAGUCGUUAUGCAGAAUAAACAGCUCUUGGUGGUCAUCCUGGGGCGUCUUCCCAUGAGUAGGCUUUUCCUUCGUGACUUCUGCACAUCUGGACAGUGGUGCUGCAUUGUCCAAAAGACAAAGACUUGUAACUGUUUGAAAACAUUCACUGGCUUAAAAAAUACCACUGUGACAGAAAACUGGAAUAAACACCAGCUGCCUGGUGUUGAAACAGCCGGCCGGACAGAUUAAUCUCGACCCCUGCGAGUGAUAUGUGGGGUCAGGCAUGACGGGGAAGUCCGGGUAAAAAUGCAGCACAUUGUGUGAUGGGAUUCAGGGCCAAACACACAUGUCCCUCCUCCUGCCCAGCAGCCUCAGACGCUGAAAUGCUCAAGUUCUCUGCCAGAGUUGCUCCAAAAUAGUAGGAGUCUGGGGGAAAAAGUGAGACCCCAUCCAUAGCCACCUAAUGCUGCCUUUGUUUUCGUCUACAGCGACUGCAUGUGUUUUACUGCCAUUCAAUAAAUGACAAAGUACAAGCCUGGAAAACAUAGAAACAUUGAUUAGAAUGUUCUGGAAGCCCCAGAGCAUCACAAAAGGUGAAUGUAGCGCAGCAGGCGAGGGAUCUGUGCCUUUGUCCAGAAGGUUCUGGGUUUGAAUCCCACAUCUGGCAUAAUAGUCAUGUCACUGUUGGGCUUUUAACCUUAACUGCUUCAGGGAUGCUGGCCGGUCCUGGUCUCUGAUCCGCUGUUUUCCUCUCACUCGUACUUUUUUUGUCAAAUGUGUUAAAACAAAUAAAGGUGUUGAAUGAA